Messenger RNA from Ylistrum balloti, 1401 nucleotides. Its product is annotated as ELAV-like protein 1. Bases 176 to 1300 code for a protein of 374 amino acids. Lineage: Eukaryota; Metazoa; Mollusca; Bivalvia; Pectinida; Pectinidae. Gene Ontology annotation, cellular component: ribonucleoprotein complex. The record is from RefSeq and is a predicted model, not a curated record. The transcript is spliced from 7 exons. Gene Ontology annotation, molecular function: RNA binding.
UAUCGCCAUCACCUGAUUCAGAAGCUGGGAUAUUACCGUUCCGUUUAGUAUUUGUUUAAUGUUUCAAGAAAUAACGGUAUUGUGUCAGGGCAUACCAUUUACGGGUUGAAAAGAUUUUCCUGAAAACGGCAUAAACCCGAUUUCAAAAAUUGACGACCAACAAAGAAAAAGCAUCAUGAUCUCCUUCAACAAUAUGAUGGCUCUGCAACAGCAGCAGAAACUUAUUACGCAGGCCUGUGAGAUGAGUAUGGACAACAAUGCAGCUAACAUUCAGAUUCAUCAAAAUGGAGGAACAAUUUCCCCAUCAUCCACAGGCUCCCAGAUGGAUGACAACAUUAGCAAGACAAACCUUAUUGUCAACUAUUUGCCUCAGACAAUGACUCAGGAAGAAAUCAGGGCGUUAUUUUCCAGUAUUGGAGAAGUCGAAAGUUGCAAGUUGAUCCGGGACAAACCCACAGGGCAAAGUUUAGGAUAUGGCUUUGUGAACUACAAGAAUAUCCAAGAUGCUGAUAAAGCGAUAAACACACUCAAUGGCUUGAGGCUUCAAAACAAGACCAUCAAGGUUUCAUUAGCUCGGCCCAGCAGUGAAAGUAUUAAAGGGGCUAACUUGUACAUAAGUGGUUUGCCAAAGUCUUUGACUCAAUUGGACUUGGAGAAACUAUUUUCAGACUGUGGACAAAUCAUUACUUCAAGAAUUCUUUAUGACCAAAAUACAGGUCUUUCCAAAGGGGUAGGUUUCAUUAGGUUUGAUCAGCGAAUAGAAGCAGAGAGAGCAAUACAGAAAUUGAACGGGUCAAUACCAGAUGGAGCAGCGGAGCCCAUUACAGUUAAAUUUGCCAACUCUCCGAGUUCAAACAAAACGGCUGCACUUGCCCCAAUAACACUGGCACCAUAUCUUCCCCAGACGCGGAGACUACCAGUAUUAGGACCAAUCCACCAUCCCGCUAGCAGAAUCAGGUACUCUCCAUUGGACAGCCUGAUUCCUUCAGCCGCUGCCACAACAGUUUCUACAGCUGCUGCUGGAAAUGCUCUCAGCGGUGCUGGCUGGUGUAUAUUUGUGUACAACUUAGCACCAGAAACAGAGGACAGUACAUUGUGGCAAUUAUUUGGGCCAUUUGGAGCAGUACAGAAUGUGAAGGUCAUCCGUGACUUCCAAACACAAAAAUGCAAAGGGUUUGGCUUCGUUACCAUGACACAGUAUGAAGAGGCGCUUAUUGCCAUUCAGAGUUUAAACGGGUUCGCACUGGGCAAUCGCAUCCUCCAAGUCUCCUUCAAAACCAACAGCAAAGGGAAGCCCUAAGGUUACUCAGGUGAAGUUCAAACUAGGAACCAUCUAGUCAUUUCUUACAAGUGCACUGCCAUGCUGUUAUUCAGUAUAGGUAGACUGUUCAGAUUAUACAA